CUGAUACGCUAUUGGAGCUGUCACUCAAAUUGUGGCGCACUGACUGGAUGCAUGCAUGCGCGGGUGUAAAGACAAGGGAUACAAAGUUCUAUUGCUGAAAAGAAAAAGUGACUGCCUAAUCUUAAAUGUAAGAAAAUUUGCUUUGUUUUUUUCCCCAACUUUAAUUGAAAGCAACCCUGAAACGGUUCUUAGAGAAAGCAAAGAGUAAUGGCGGAGUGGAGAGAGUACUAUCGAAACGAAGACGAUGAGGUUGAGGAGGACGAAGAGGAUUCUGGAGGUGAUUACAAAAUCAGUGGCCGCGACAGUCUGGUAUUUUUGGUUGAUGCAUCCAAAGAGAUGUUCAUUAAGGGUGAGGAUGGAGAGCCAUCAAAUUUUGACAUGACUAUGCAGUGUGUACGUAGUGUGUACACUAGUAAGAUCAUAAGCAGUGACAAAGACAUGGUUGCUUUGGUGUUCUAUGGGACUGAGCAGAGCAAGAAUCCAAGAAAUUCCUUCAAGCAUGUCUACGUCUACCACGACUUGGAUUCACCUGGAUCUCAACGUGUACUGGAUAUUGAUAAACUGCUGGGUGAGAAAGGAGCUCAAUUCGCUGAAAACACCUUGGGCUGUGGGGAAACGUCCCUCGGAGAAGCUCUGUGGUGCUGCUCCAACCUUUACAGUGACAUCAAGUUGCGACUGUCACACAAGCGCCUGAUGAUCUUCACUUGCAGGGAUGACCCUCAUGGAGGAGACGGUGCUAAAGACAGACAGGCUCGUACAAAGGCUGCUGACCUUAAAGAGACAGGUGUGGUCAUAGACUUGAUGCACCUCACAAAGCCAGGAGGUUUUGAUGUUUCCCUGUUCUUCUGUGACAUUGUAAGCCCUCCAGAGGAUGAAAGCGAGCUUGGCAUUCAGAUUGAGCCCUGCAGGAAACUCCAGGACUUGCAGAAGAGGGUCAGAGCUAAAGAGUUAAAGAAAAGAGCUCAAAGCCGGUUAACAUUCUCUCUCGGAGAAGGUGUCAAUCUGGCAGUCGGCGUGUAUGUGUUGGCCAGGACUGCCAUGAAACCUUCUGCUGUCAAGCUUCACAGAGAUACUAAUGAAGCAGUGCGUACUAAAACCCGUUACUUCCAUGCCCAUAAUGGGGGUAUACUUUUACCAAAUGAUAUGAAGAGGUCACAGGUUUAUGGGAAGAAACAGAUUGUGAUGGAAAAGGAUGAGGUGGAUGAGAUUAAGAAGUUUGAUGAUCCAGGUUUGGUUCUGAUGGGGUUUAAGCCCAUGGACCGUCUCAAACUGCAUCAUCAUAUAAGGCCCGCUCUCUUCAUAUACCCUGAGGAAGAGCAGAUAUCAGGCAGCUCCAGUAUGUUUACAGCUCUGCUUUUAAAAUGCAGUGAAAAAAACGUAUUUGCAUUGUGCAGAUACAUCCCUCGUCGUAACACUCCACCUCGGUUUGUGGCACUAGUUCCCCAGAGAGAAGAACUGGAUCAGAGUCAAACCCAGGCAACACCUCCAGGCUUCCAUGUGAUAUUUCUUCCCUUUGCUGAUGACAUACGCACUGUGGAUGCUCACAUGGGUCCCACAGCCUCUGAUGAGCAGGUGGACAAGAUGAAAGAGAUUGUGCACAAGCUCCGCUUUAAAUACAAGAGUGAUGCAUUUGAAAACCCAGUGCUACAGCAGCACUACAGGAACCUGGAGGCUUUGGCUCUGAAUAUGCUUGAACCUGAGCCCAUUGAGGAUUUAACAAUGCCCAAGGUACAAAUGAUGGAUGCUCGUCUUGGUCCACUGACUCAAGAGUUCAAAGAUUUAGUCUAUCCUGAUGAUUAUAACCCAGAAGGGAAGCCUGCAGCUAAACGCAAAACUGCUGAAUCUGGUGGUGGUGGUGCUGAAAAGAAGCCAAAAGUUGAGAUGUCACAGGAUGAGCUGAAAAACCAUGUGGCAAAGGGCACCUUGGGAAAACUAACAGUGCCUGUGCUAAAAGAUGCAUGCAAGCAGUUUGGAAUACGUACAACAGGAACCAAGAAACAGGAGCUUAUAGAUGCCCUGACCAUGCACUUCUCCAAAUAAAAAUUCUUAAGGCCUUGCCCAUAUUUGAGGGGUGGGGGGAAACCUUGAUUACAUACUUGUUCAUAGAAUAAAUACAGAAAGCUUUGUAUUUCUACACAUUCUAAAUAACUUUCCUGUCUAAGCAAAAUUCUGUUCAGCAUUGUGAUCAUUGUCAUAAUGGAUAUAAUAAAAGCUUGAAUUUUGUAAUUUUGA
Onychostoma macrolepis is the source of this 2232-nucleotide messenger RNA. RefSeq names its product X-ray repair complementing defective repair in Chinese hamster cells 6 (gene xrcc6). Gene Ontology annotation, biological process: telomere maintenance; cellular response to X-ray; cellular response to gamma radiation. Gene Ontology annotation, cellular component: nucleus; Ku70:Ku80 complex. Gene Ontology annotation, molecular function: double-stranded DNA binding; DNA helicase activity; damaged DNA binding. NCBI's taxonomy places the organism in Eukaryota, Metazoa, Chordata, Actinopteri, Cypriniformes, Cyprinidae. Bases 208 to 2040 code for a protein of 610 amino acids. The transcript is spliced from 12 exons. The record is from RefSeq and is a predicted model, not a curated record.